Molecule: messenger RNA, 5919 nt
Organism: Myxocyprinus asiaticus (Chinese sucker)
Lineage: Eukaryota; Metazoa; Chordata; Actinopteri; Cypriniformes; Catostomidae
Product: regulating synaptic membrane exocytosis protein 1-like
Exons: 30
Coding region: 177-4769 (1530 amino acids)
Biological process (GO): positive regulation of synaptic transmission; calcium ion-regulated exocytosis of neurotransmitter; regulation of synaptic plasticity
Cellular component (GO): cytoskeleton of presynaptic active zone; presynaptic membrane
Molecular function (GO): transmembrane transporter binding; small GTPase binding
Source: RefSeq, a predicted model, not a curated record
GAUAGAGAGGAGAAAAAGCCGUAUAGGAAGAGAUGCACAACCGUGGGUGCUCGCACGAUGAAAGGUUCGCCACGCUCGCGAGAACCGCAGAUAAGCCAUCGGACUAUGUCCUGAAUAACGGUUUAAAUUGCUGGGAUUGUGCACCGAUCAUACGAUCCGCCAAGCAGGGGUAAAUUAUGUCCGCCUCGGUGGGGCCCCGCGGCGGCCCUCGCCCACCCACAGCGCAGAGCUCAAUCCCCGAGCUGCCGGACCUCAGUCACCUCACCGAGGAGGAGAGGAAAAUCAUCAUGGCAGUGAUGGUUCGGCAAAAGGAGGAAGAGGCGAAGGACGAGGCCAUGUUAAAAGAGGAAAAGCCCAUACAAGCAAAAACGGUGAACCUGGUUGGGAACAAGAAACCCCCUCAGCAGAAUGACAUCAGUGUGCACCAGCAGUUUUCCAACUACAAGGAGCAGGUGAGGCAGAUCGGGCAAGAGCCCCAGCAAAGGCAGCAGGGCCAACACAAGGAUGACGCCCCCACUUGUGGCAUUUGCCACAAGACCAAGUUUGCUGAUGGCUGCGGAAACCUGUGCUCCUACUGCCAGACGAAGUUCUGUGCCCGGUGUGGGGGAAGGGUCUCUCUGCGUUCUAAUAAUGUAAUGUGGGUAUGUAACCAAUGCCGUAGGCAGCAGGAUAUGCUUACUAAAUCAGGAGAAUGGUUUUCCAGCCAAGGGCCCAAGUCUGCAGAGCUGGGGUCAGCCGUGAGUGAGCCAGCCAUGUGUGGAGACCCUAUUGGGGAGAAGAAGGAGCGCUCUAGGUCUCAGAAUCCUCUUGGCUCCUCAGUUUCCACUGCCCAUAACACCCAGCCACCUGCCCCAAACGACCCCAGCAAGGGCCUCUCUGCUGGGCCAGCUGACACACCGUCAUCGCGCUCACGCAGUGAGCCACCACAAGAUAGAAAAAAGACACCAACAGCCUCUGAUCAAAUUGGCAAGCCUGGACCAAGAGGUGAGAGGCGGCGAGGGCUAUCCAGAGUCCAAUCCCAGGGUUCUGAAGAGCGGGAGGCUGGAGAAAAUCGGAGAGAGAGUCGAAGACUGGUUAAGGCUCGCUCUCAGGAGCACAAUGAUUCUGAGCUGAAGAGGGGAAGGGCUGCGCCCAGGAAGAACGAGGGGGGACAGAGACCACCCUUGGAACAGUGCAAGAGUGACCCAAGUGCUCCACAUCACCCGGUCAAUCUUCGGCCGGCGGAGCCUGAUGGACGUAGUAUGCACCCUAAGCCAAGGGAAGCAGGGGAGGUGGGGCAGGACAACAGAGGGGCACGGAGAUGGGCAGAUGGGCGGCAGGCCUCGCUGGACAGCCAGCAGAAGGCUGUCAUGUCCGAGAGGACCGCGGGGGGUACAGGGAUGCAGGGUGUGCCUGCCGUGCAGGGUCCUCCCCCUAAAAAGAACUACACUCCACAGCCGCCAGCUCCAGGGUUCCGGGUGGGCCCUGCCAUGCCUGCUGGCCCCCCUGAGCUCAGGGAGCCCCAUGAAUGGGACAGAAAGUUGCAGCCGAGCCACCUGGACCCCGGCUCGGCUGCACUGUUGCGCAAAUCGAAGCGACAAAAAGCAGAAAGCAUGCUGCGCAAUGAUUCGCUCAGCUCCGACCAGUCAGAGUCUUUACGACCACCCCCACCCCGCCCCUACAAGAGCAAACGGGGUGGAAAUAAGAGGCAGAUUUCCGUCAGCAGCUCAGAGGAGGAGGCCGGAUCGACACCAGAGUACACCAGCUGUGAGGAUGUGGAGAUUGAGAGCGUCAGCGAGAGAGGGGACUGGGAGUGCCGUCCACUGCCCCCCACUGCGUGGCAUCAUCCGGUUACAUGGCAGCCCUCCAAGGAAGGUGAUCAUUUAAUUGGCAGAAUAACUUUGAGCAAGAGAUCAGCCAUGCCAAAAGAGGCUGGGGCUCUGCUGGGGCUAAAGGUGGUGGGGGGAAAGAUUACAGAAACAGGGAGACUCGGGGCUUUCAUCAUCAAAGUCAAGAAAGGAAGUCUGGCUGAUGUGGUGGGCCAUCUACGGGCCGGUGAUGAGGUGCUUCAAUGGAAUGGUAAAUCAUUACCAGGAUUAACCACGAAAGAAGUUUACAAUAUAAUCUUGGAUUCCCAAACAGCACCUCAAGUUGAAUUAGUAGUUUCAAGGCCAAUCGGUGAUAUACCACGAAUACCAGAAACAUCACACCCUCCAUUAGAAUCUACAGGUUCAAGUUCAUUCGAGUCACAGAAGAUGGAAAGACCCUCUAUAUCUGUCCUGUCCCCUUCCAGCGCAAGUGGUCAUCGAGACGCCCCUCAGUUACUGCCUGGACAGUUGUCGGUGAAAAUGUGGUAUGAUAAGGUUGGUCAUCAGCUGAUAGUGAACAUAUUGCACGCAAUAAACCUGCCACCCAGACUAGAUGGACGACCCAGAAACCCCUACGUCAAAAUGUAUUUCCUGCCUGAUAGAAGUGAUAAAAGCAAAAGAAGGACAAAGACAGUGAAGAAAAGUCUGGAACCCAAGUGGAACCAAACAUUCGUGUACUCUUAUGUCCACCGGCGGGAUUUCAGGGAACACAUGCUGGAGAUCACUAUGUGGGACCAACCCAGAAUACAAGAGGAGGAGAGUGACUUUCUGGGAGAGAUCCUGAUCGAGCUGGAGACUGCCCUGUUGGAUGAUAAACCUCACUGGUACAAGCUUCAAACACAUGAUGUCUCUUCCAUUCCGCUGCCACACCCGUCGCCAUACCUGCCUCGUCGACACGCCCACACAGACACACCCACCAAGAAGCUCCAGCCUAUAGAGAACCGAUCAAGAGAGAGAGAAAGAGAAAGGGACAGAAACAGAGAAAGAGAGAGAGACCGGGCAACAACGUUAAAGGUUCCUGAGCAGCAGAGGCCGACUCAGUACCGCUCACGGUCUGUGUCCCCGAACAGAGAGGAAGAGAGCAAAGGACGGUCCCGCCCACCCAAUGUCCCCGCACAGAGGAGUCUGGAUGAGGUCCAGCACAGCCGUAGAUCCCGUUCCCCAACACGCUACCAUGACCAUUCCCUUUUGCAGGAGAGAGAGAGAGAAUAUGUAGAUGACAGUGAGGUCAUCUUGAUACACAGAUCAAUGCGGGGUAGAAGCACAGAGUGUCUGCGCACCCAAAGGAGUUCUUCUAAGUACAGUAGCACCCUUCCACCUAAGAUGCCUUUAUUAGUCAAUGGAAUUCAUAAGGAUAUUUACAGUGAUCUACAGCCCUCUCUUGACAGGGUUAGAAGUGCUAGUACCAACUGUCUGAGACCAGGUUCUAAUUCCUAUUCACCUGAACGAGACAGGAUCACGCAAUCUCUGCCCCGUACCAGACCCACGAGUCCCAGGAUCCUAAUUCAGCAUGCCUCCCCAGAAGAAGACAGGCAUUCGAUAACUCUGGACAAGCCUUGCUGUCAGAAACUUGGCAAGAAAAUAUCUGACAGUGAGCGGGUGCAACCACACUCCGGCCCCUCAUUCUCCUCAUCAGCAGCGGCCCCUUCGACACGCAAAGUCAGACAGUUACCCCAAGUCCCCACCAAAAGCAGCAGUGUAGAACAAGCUCUUGCUUCAGAGGAGCGAACUCGGCAAAUGAAAGUGCGCACCUUCCGAACACCAGCUCCCUCCAGUACCAGCCAGGAUCUGGAGAGGGCGCUCAAGAAUAAACGAGAGCUUUAUAAGGAAGAGCGACAGAGCUGUGACAAUGUGUCCCAUAAAUCCUCAGACAGUGAUGUCAGCGACGUGUCAGCCAUCUCUCACGCCAGCAGUGCCUCGCGGAUCAGUAGCACCAGCUACAUGUCCAUCCAAUCAGAACGGCCCAGGGGUUGCUUCAGCCGCCACAUUCGUCCGUCCAGCCACAGCAUGCUGAAAAGUACAAGUGUUAGUGGGGAAAUCUAUUCUCUGGAGCAUACAGAUGGAAGCCAGUCAGACACAGCUCUUGGAACACUGGGAGCAGGAGGAAAAAAGCGCAGAUCCAGCCUUAGCGCACGGGUAGUUGCCAUCGUAGGCAUUCCCUCUCGCCGCAGCAGGAGCACCUCUCAGCUCAGUCAGACAGAAGCCACCAACAAGAAGGUAAAGGGAUCCAGUCAGAUCCAGCGCAGUCAGGAGACGGGAAUGGCAGUGGAGUAUCCCCGCAAUGCCAUGGCACGCCAAGCCAGCCGAGAGUCCACCGAUGGCAGCAUGAACAGUUACAGCUCUGAGGGCAAUUUGAUCUUCUCAGGGAUGAGGUUGGGGGCCGACAGCCAGUUCAGUGACUUCCUAGAUGGUCUUGGCCCUGCUCAAUUGGUGGGUAGGCAAACACUUGCCACACCUGCUAUGGGAGAUGUUCAGAUUGGACUAAUGGAUAAGAAAGGGCAUCUGGAGGUAGAGGUUAUCAGGGCCCGUGGUCUUACACCUAAAUCAGGUUCCAAAUCGCUGCCGGCUCCCUAUGUCAAGGUCUAUUUGCUGGAAAAUGGAGCGUGCAAAGCCAAAAAGAAAACCAAGAUUGCACGAAAAACACUUGAUCCUCUAUAUCAGCAAUCACUGCUGUUUGAGGAAAGUCCGCAGAGUAAAGUUCUCCAGGUAAUAGUCUGGGGAGAUUAUGGGCGCUUGGACCACAAAUGUUUCAUGGGAGUUGCACAGAUUCUUUUAGAAGAGCUGGAUCUUUCUAGCACAGUGAUUGGUUGGUACAAACUGUUUCCCCCCUCGUCAUUAGUCGACCCAACGUUAGCUCCUCUCACUCGCCGCACUUCCCAGACAUCACUGGACUCUUCAGGGCCUCCAGGCACCAGGUCCUAGUAAACAGACGAGGGUGCAACGCAAAACACGACCCAAUGGACCAAGGACCCAAGGCAACAAUCAGAGCCAGAGUGCAGAUACAGAGACAGAUGGACAGAAUCAUGAUCAAAGCUUUGCUGAAGCCUGACAAUCACUUCUCUCUUUUACUUUUGAUCUUUGGGUUGUAGAGAUUUCCUUUGAUCCACUCUGCUCCUUACUGCAUGUUUUGUUGCCGAGAUGACGGUUCGACCCAAAUAAAAGAGAAGGAACACAAGGCCGCUGAAUAAGUGAUCUGCUUCAUUUGACAGGGAGUGGUGCUGGUAACCUAGAUCGCUCUGGUCAGUCAGCACAUUUGUUUUGUAACCAUGAGUCUUUCAGAGAGGCAGCAAUGUGACAGAGAAUCGGUGAGAGAGAGUGGACAGCACUGCCCCUCCUCUAAAUUGCACUUAUAGGAAGUCACUCUGCUGAGAGAGACCAGAGGUCAAGUUUUAAAGGUCAAGAUUAAGUCUUCUCAGAGUGUUUGUUUCCUGUCAUCCGAGGCUCCAUCCAGUGUCGAUCUGGCACAAACUCAGACUCAGAUUGUGUGAUUGUGUGUGUGUGAGAGUGUGUGUUUGUGUCUAAGAAAGCAGGGACGCCUGAAAACCUUUUAAGUCUGUUUACAGCAGUCGCCACUGGCUGCUAUGCCUUUUCACUUUACUGUUGAUUUGGUAAAUAGGCACACUUUGUAGAAUGUGAAAACAUGUUUCAUACGAGCUUCAUGGAAGACACAAAACCACUUGUAUUUAAACACUGGGACUGUAAGAAGCUGCCAAUAUAACUUAAUUUUGUUUGGUUUUUUCAACCCUACCAAGAAUUUAAAGAAAUGGUCAACUCUUGCAUUAGCUAAUUAAUACUUUUGAAUUCCCUUUUUUGGGUUCUUGCCAUCACAACACAUAUAUUACUGGCAUUUCAGAGCAAUUUUAUUCUAUUCUUUUUGGUAAAGGACCUGUACAUACCACUAUUAAAAUUUCUACCCAACUAGAGUUUACAUUAUUUUAAAGCAAGCACAAUUGCUUGAAUUAAAAAAAUAAAUAAAUAAAUAAAAAAUUAGCUUUUGGGAAACCCCAGAAGAGGCCAAAUUAUCAUAUGCUUCCUAUUUUUAGCUGUUUGUCAUUUGUUUCGAGUUUAGUUU